This is a messenger RNA of Aspergillus tubingensis, 540 nucleotides long. RefSeq lists its product as uncharacterized. The transcript is spliced from 2 exons. NCBI's taxonomy places the organism in Eukaryota, Fungi, Ascomycota, Eurotiomycetes, Eurotiales, Aspergillaceae. Bases 1 to 540 code for a protein of 179 amino acids. The record is from RefSeq and is a predicted model, not a curated record.
AUGUAUGAAUCCUAUCGCCCCCAUCCCCUGCUGGCUCAGGUCCCCUUGACCGUUUCCCCCUUCAUCAACCUCCCCACUUCCGUCACACUUCCCUACACCUACAAGUCCGUUCCCUCGACCAUACCCCCUUCAGUAACAGUCGACCAAAGUAACCCCGAUGUCAAACCCCGCUACGUGGUCUCAUCCAGUGGCGAGCAUGCCGCCUCUCCAGAAGAGAUUCUAGCCUCCUGCAACGCCCUCGAGCAGCACCUGAACAAGACGCGCGCCGAUGCCGAGAAAGCAAUCCGGGGCUGGGAGGACUCAAUCACCCAGCGCGACCUCGCAGAGAAGCGACGUGUGGCUCCCGGAUGGCUAGACAGAGACGAGAAACUACUUCAACCGAGUAACUCUGCCACUGGGCCUAGAGCACAUAGCCAACCUCAACCCAGUCUAUUGGACAGCUCGUUCUCCGACCCCAGUGCGGCCACAUUACCCUCCAUGGUGCCGCGAGACGAAGGCGAAGAACUGGACAGAGCAUUUGGUGGGCUGGACGUGAAAUGA